AUGAGCCGUGCUGCGCUAUUCACUGCGCUAUUCCAGAGUGACCGUGCUGUGGAAAUGUCUUUAACUUGCGCUCGGCAACUUGUCCUUCUAUUCGCCCUGUCGUGCGUGUCAUUGAGUGACGAUUUCAGACUGGACUUGCACCGACACCUCAACAAAGAAACCUUGCAAAAGCUCGAUUUAAUCCACAGCAGCUUCCCAAUUCAUUGCAGAUCGCAAGGAAUGAAAAUCAAAGCCCUCGACCUGAUGGGAAUUGCAGCAAAUGCAAAGAUAGCUGACAGAAUUCUGAUUGGUUAUCAAGUUCUGCAUCACAUCAGCAACAUUUACAGAACAAAUGUCAGUUCCAUUCACUGGAACAAGAAUGACAUGGAAAAAUUUGAAGUAGUUCUACAUCGGCAGAUUGAGGAACUGAAAUAUGAUCUACAAGUGCGAUUGUCAAAAUCUAAAGGGACCAAAAAGAUAAGAAUUUCAAAGUACUUUGCAAAAAUUGGAAGGUUUUUGAAAAAUAAGGAGUACAGUCUAUGUGCUUGGGAACACAUCCGAAUUAAAACCCGAAGAACUAUUGAAAAUAUCUCCAAGUUACUGGAAUAA
Messenger RNA from Mobula hypostoma (lesser devil ray), 588 nucleotides. Its product is annotated as interferon beta-2-like. Lineage: Eukaryota; Metazoa; Chordata; Chondrichthyes; Myliobatiformes; Myliobatidae. The transcript is spliced from 4 exons. Gene Ontology annotation, biological process: defense response. The record is from RefSeq and is a predicted model, not a curated record. Gene Ontology annotation, molecular function: cytokine receptor binding. Gene Ontology annotation, cellular component: extracellular region. The coding region runs from base 1 to 588 and encodes 195 amino acids.